Molecule: messenger RNA, 702 nt
Organism: Puccinia triticina
Lineage: Eukaryota; Fungi; Basidiomycota; Pucciniomycetes; Pucciniales; Pucciniaceae
Exons: 6
Coding region: 1-702 (233 amino acids)
Biological process (GO): mRNA splicing, via spliceosome
Cellular component (GO): spliceosomal complex; U4/U6 x U5 tri-snRNP complex
Molecular function (GO): zinc ion binding; nucleic acid binding
Source: RefSeq, a predicted model, not a curated record
AUGAGCAAGAAAGAGAGCGCCUACGGUGCACCAUCUGCUGGGACUGACUUUCGAAAAACAUGGGAUAAAGCUGAAUAUGAGGCCAAGGCCAAAAAAAGAGAUGAGGAAGAACGCGAAAGGAUGAAAGAAGCAGAUGAAGCACUUCAGAAAGGUAAAAAGCCUCGCCGGAAGCAAGUAGAUCUGCCUAAACCUACGGAACUUAUGAAGCAACGAGAGGCGCCCCUGGAACUAAACAAAAAUCAAAACAAAACAAUGAUCGUUCAAGGGAGUUUGCGAGGUCCAGGUGCCCCCGGAUUUUACUGCGACGUGUGCAGCAGAACUUCCAAAGACUCGUCAUCCUACCUCGACCAUCUAAAUUCCCGAUUUCACCUGCGGCAGCUUGGUCAAAAGACACAAGUGGCAAGAUCGACGAUAGACCAAGUAAGGGCCAAGAUCGCUGAAAUGCGAGAAGCUACCAAGCAACAGGCUGCUUCAAAACAGUAUGAUUUUACACAGCGAUUGAAGGAGAUCAAAGCGGCCGAGGAAGCCGAACGGGAAGCCAAGCGGCUUAAGAAGCUCCAGGCCCGUGAAGCUCAAGCAAAGGCCAAACCUCCGCCAGGUGUUUAUCAACCCGCCGAAUCAACCGAAACAACGGGUGAAAAUGGUGGUGACGAGAUGGCGAAACUGAUGGGAUUUUCGGGAGGAUUUAAAUCUCGGAAGUAG